Molecule: messenger RNA, 1263 nt
Organism: Mytilus californianus (California mussel)
Lineage: Eukaryota; Metazoa; Mollusca; Bivalvia; Mytilida; Mytilidae
Product: zinc finger protein 836-like
Exons: 1
Coding region: 163-1149 (328 amino acids)
Biological process (GO): regulation of transcription by RNA polymerase II
Molecular function (GO): RNA polymerase II cis-regulatory region sequence-specific DNA binding; DNA-binding transcription factor activity
Source: RefSeq, a predicted model, not a curated record
UCGGAAGAAGAACCUAUUCAAACCAAUACAUGUAAUGAGCUUUUAUUAGAAAACGAUUUUUCUAAGACAAUCAUUCAAAAAUACACUAAGGUCAGACCUUAUAAAUGUGAAACUUGUGGCAAAAUUUUUUCUCAGACCGGUAACUUGAAGAAUCAUAUAAAAAUGCAUACCGGUGAAAAGGCUCAUAAAUGCAAUGUAUGUGGUAGAGGAUUUCCUUAUAAAAGUGUUUUAUUGGGUCACAUGAUAAUUCAUUCUGACGAAAGACCCUUUCAUUGCAAUUUUUGCAGUAAAAUGUUCCGUCGUCUUGGUAAUUUACAGACACAUGAAAGAAUACAUACAGGCGAAAAACAUUAUAAAUGUGAAAUUUGUAGUCAAGGAUUUUCUAGGCAAAACAAGUUGUUCAAACAUAUGUCAAAGCAUACAGAUCAUCGUUACAAAUGUGAUGUAUGUGAGAAAGGAUUUGUACGGAGUGGUGACUUGUUGAUACACAGAAAAAUUCAUACAGGUGACACGUCAUAUGAAUGUGAAAUUUGUGGUAAAGGUUUUAAUAGAACAAGUGUAUUGAAUAGACAUAGGAAAACACAUACUGGUGAAAAACAUUUUCGUUGCGAGAUUUGUCGGAAAAGGUGUUCAACAGCUGGGGACCUAAAGUUACAUAGGGCAAUUCAUUCUGAGAAAAAACCGUUCAAAUGUGAUCUAUGUGAAAAAUCAUUCAGGCGUAAAGAUCACCUCAAUUCACACGUGGCUAUACAUAUAGGUGACAAACCUUAUGCAUGUAAUUUAUGUGGAAAAAAUUUCAGCCACAAUGGAAACUUAAAGGUACAUUUGAGAACCCAUUCUGAUGAAAAGCCUCACACAUGCAGCAUAUGUGGAAUAAAAGUUCGACAAAAGGACAACUUGAAGAAGCAUAUGAGAAUACAUACUGGUGAAAAACCAUAUAAAUGCAAUUUAUGUGGAAGAGAAUUCUCUCAAAGUGGGGACUUAAAAAGACACACAGAAACGCAUACGAAUGAAAAACUGUUCGAGUGUAAUGUAUGCAAGAAACGUUUUGCCACUAAACGUAACCUUCAGAAUCACAUGCAAACACACAAAGGUGAGAAAUCAUACAUAUGUGAAACUAUAUGGGCACAUAAAAAUACAUACUGGUGACCAACUCCAUGAUUGUAACGUAUGUGGUAAAUUAUUUGGUGAUUUAGAUACACACAAGAGAACACACACUGGUGAAACACGUUUAUAUACAUGUAUUGUGUGUACAACAUGAUU